Messenger RNA from Salarias fasciatus (jewelled blenny), 2574 nucleotides. RefSeq names its product RAS related (gene rras). The record is from RefSeq and is a predicted model, not a curated record. Gene Ontology annotation, biological process: signal transduction. The transcript has 6 exons. Gene Ontology annotation, cellular component: membrane. Bases 509 to 1102 code for a protein of 197 amino acids. Lineage: Eukaryota; Metazoa; Chordata; Actinopteri; Blenniiformes; Blenniidae. Gene Ontology annotation, molecular function: GTP binding; GTPase activity.
CGGAAUUCGCGCGGCCGGUUUCUGUGUGUGUGUGUGUGUGUGUGUGUGUGUGUGCGUGCGUGCGUGCGCGCGGGCCUCCCGGGAGUCCUCAGCGGGCGCGCAGCGGGCCGGGGAGCAGGCAGCGAGCCGCCGCUUGGUUUCUCCAGGAAAGAGAAAAGAGGAAGCAGUUCCGCCCUCCGAGAAGCAGCCGGAGCCGCAGGCCGAGCAGAGCAGCGGGAGGACCCCCGGACCCCCGGAGCCCCGGAGCCCAGAGCCGACCCGCCCCGCCGCGCAUGGACAGCUGCGCAGCCUCGCGCACGGACUUUGCCUUUUCCCGGUCUGAAGCUGAACUCUGGAUCCGACAUGAGCGCGCGACUGUGAAGCUGCGCCCGUAGAGAGAAAGAAGAAGAAAAACUCCCGACAGCGUCAACAGGUCCGUGGAUCCCCCCCACCCCCUCCAGAAGCUCCAGACUCGGCCUCAGGCCCGGAAGGAUCCCGGUCCGGACGGAGACAGCGGCUCACCGGCGGCAUGAGCGGAGAGGAGGAGCGGUACAAGCUGGUGGUGGUGGGAGGCGGAGGGGUGGGCAAGAGCGCGCUGACCAUCCAGUUCAUCCAGUCCUACUUCGUGUCGGACUACGACCCCACCAUCGAGGACUCCUACACCAAGAUGUGCACGGUGGGGGGGAAGGAGACCCGGCUGGACAUCCUGGACACUGCAGGUCAGGAGGAGUUCGGGGCCAUGAGGGAGCAGUACAUGCGCUCAGGAGAAGGCUUCUUACUGGUGUUUGCGCUCAACGACCGGGGCAGCUACCACGAAGUGCAGAAGUUCCACACCCAGAUCCUGAGGGUGAAGGACCGGGACGACUACCCCAUGGUGCUGGUGGGGAACAAGGCCGACCUGGAGCAGCAGAGAGUGAUCUCCAGAGAAGACGCUCAGGCGUUCGCCAGAGAGAACAGGAUCCACUACAUGGAGGCUUCAGCCAAGAACCGCUACAACGUGGACGAGGUCUUCAUGGAGCUGGUGAACAUCAUCAGGAGGUUUCAGGAGCUGGAGAGUCCUCCUCCUCCCACUCACCACGCCAGGAAGCAGAAGAGCGGCGGCUGUCCCUGUGUCCUCCUCUGAGCAGCGCUCCACCCACAGCCUGUCCACUGAGGGGUGUGUGUGUGUGUGUGUGUGUGUGUGUGUGUGUGUGUGUGUGUGGAUCAGAAAGGGCGCAUCAUUAUCUUUCCAGAUGGUUUUUUUUUGCACUUUUGCCAGAAACAACUUUAAAGUCAGAGCGACUGUGGACGUUCAUGGACGGAGGUGAAAGGCGGAGCGUCCGUCACACCGCCACCUGGCGCGCACGUGAAACAACACCGCCCGCACGUCAGCGCGCCACGGACACCACACGUGGCAGUUCUUUCUGGUUUCAUUUGCUUUACACAGUAAAAGUUCAAGAAAACCAGGCCAGAACAGAGGGAUGAGUCAGACCAGGCAGGAGGGGGAGGACAGCAGGUCUUAGUGUCAAAUAAACCUUAAACUGUUGAAGCUUUUUCUCUUUUGAACGCACCUAUUAAUCCUCUUUACCUGUUGGUAUUGCCGAACGACAUUAACAGAGUAAUAACGAGUCGCAUCCAGCUGUGUUACUCACAGCUGCGCCGAGUUUACUGUUGACCUUCACAAUCUGUCUGCAGAGGUCAGAGGUAAAGAGCCCCAGUGGACAAAAGACAGUUAUUGAGUCCUUAGCAGGACAUUUACAGCGUUCACCAGUCCUUUACGACUCGUUAACACUGCGUCAACGAGUUGUUAAGGACUCGUUUUCACUGCGUUAAGGAGUAGUUAACACUGCUAAAGACUCGUUAAGGACUCGUUAACACUGUUAAGGACUCGUUAAGAUCUCGUCAACACUGCGUUACGUAACGCUGCGUUGUCGACUGGCGCCUUCAGCUGCUCGCUCAUGUUCGUGGUUGAACUGCAUGUUGUAAAUCGCUCCGUUGUGAUUGGAUCCAGUUCAUUCCGUGUUUGGUGUUUCACAAACCCUCAUUAAAAGUUUUGCCUGAAACUUCACCGCAGCGUGAUCUGGGCGCAGCGGUGUGACGGUGUGUUUCUCUGGGUUUCCAUGGCGACACACUGGCAGCAGGCUGGCCGCUGUUAGAGGCGUAUUUUGGUUCACAUUCAAGCGUCAACGUUCAACAUUUGUUGUGCAGAAACAAUCGAAGCAUGUCUGUAUGCGCUCUGACCAGCGAGGUACGACUGGCUGUGGUCGUGUGACGACAGCUGAGCCGUUUCCGUGACAACUGAGUGACGGUGGCGUGAGCUCUAAAGUCCUGGAAAAGCCGAAGUGACCUUGAGAUGCUGUGUAGCAGCGCCAGCCGCCGCACAGGCUCUGUAGAACAAGCCAGUAGAACGGCCCCGUUUCCAUUUCAGGUACUUCCUUCUUCUGCUUUUAAUUUGAAAGAAACGGCCGGCUGAAGAUGACACCUGCUUUGUCGAACACUCUGUUGCCUUUUCUUGUUAAAGAGGAUUCAUAUUUUCCUUGGAGCAUACAGUCACGUUGUCAGUUUUAUAUUGCGAUGACCAAUCACUUUUAUACUUCAUUAAAACAUUUAUUUCAA